AGGGUGCAAAGUGAAAGAUUAAUUCGGGUAUUGAAUAUUCUACAGAUACGUAUAGAACAAGCGAGGUGGAUUCCUUUCUCAAUUCUACGUCUCUUCGCAAUGGCGGAACUAAUAAUCAAUAAACCCCUUUUCCUAAUUACACUCAUCUUCUACUCUACAGUUCGCACACAUGCUUUUACAUACAAUUCCCAUAAUAUAAGAGCCUCCACCAUACUUGAAUCCUCGUAUAUAUGCACAUACUAAAAGAAGAUGUCUACAACAGGCAACAAAGCGGGCCUCGAUGCAGCUGCAUGGAUAUUUAAUAUUGUCACUUCCGUUGGAAUCAUUCUUGUCAAUAAAGCCUUAAUGGCUACUUAUGGUUUCACUUUCGCGACAACUUUAACGGGCCUACAUUUUGCCGCAACAACAGUGAUGACGUUUAUUCUAAGGUCGCUCGGAUAUAUACAAAGUUCUCAUCUUCCAACAAUCGAAAUUAUAAAAUUUGUAAUUGUUGCGAAUUUCUCUAUAGUCGGAAUGAACGUGAGUUUAAUGUGGAACUCGGUCGGCUUCUAUCAGAUUGCAAAGCUGAGCAUGAUACCCGUGGCGUGUCUUCUAGAAGUCGUUUUGGAUAAGAUGCGAUAUUCGAGGGACACAAAGCUAAGCAUUUUGGUGGUUUUAUUCGGUGUGGGCAUCUGCACCGUAACUGACGUGAGUGUCAAUGCUAAAGGAUUUGUCGCUGCCUUUAUAGCCGUUUGGAGCACUUCUAUGCAGCAAUAUUAUGUUCACUUUCUGCAAAGGAAGCAUUCGAUUGGUUCGUUCGACUUACUAGCAAACACUGCACCACCACAAGCUGCGUCGCUUUUGAUCUUGGGUCCGUUUAUGGAUUAUUGGUUGACGGAGAAGAGGGUCGAUGCCUUUAAUUAUACCUUCACAUCAGUUAUGCUAAUAACACUAUCGUGUGCAAUUGCAAUAGGAACGAAUCUAAGCCAAUUCAUAUGCAUAGGCAGAUUCACAGCGGUUUCGUUUCAAGUACUAGGUCACAUGAAGACCAUUCUAGUACUGACAUUAGGGUUCGUUUUCUUCGCUAAAAACGGACUUAACGUAAACGUAAUUGUGGGAAUGGUUUUUGCGGUAGCGGGCAUGAUUUGGUACGGCCAUGCAUCUUCUCAACCCGGCGGCAAAGAAAAAAGCCAAUCUUUGCCUAUCAAUAAAUCCGAAGUCGAAAUCGGAUUAGUUAAAUCAAACGAGGGUGAUGAGAAAGUCUAGUUUGCUCUAUAUCAAGAAAAUUUAUACACUCGAACUUUUAAAAGUACGGAUGUUUUUUUUUUUAAUUUAUAUUUUGCGACGACAUAUUAUAUUCAUUGCUUAAGGUGGUGUUAGCAAAAGUUUAUUCAAAAGCGGAAGUUAGUGAUUGUGUGAUAAGUUUGUUGUAAGUGCUUAUUCGAUUUACAAUGUUUUCAGUGC
This is a messenger RNA of Erythranthe guttata (spotted monkey flower), 1443 nucleotides long. RefSeq names its product UDP-rhamnose/UDP-galactose transporter 5. Lineage: Eukaryota; Viridiplantae; Streptophyta; Magnoliopsida; Lamiales; Phrymaceae. The record is from RefSeq and is a predicted model, not a curated record.